Anoplopoma fimbria (sablefish) is the source of this 1106-nucleotide messenger RNA. RefSeq names its product general transcription factor II-I repeat domain-containing protein 2A-like. Gene Ontology annotation, molecular function: protein dimerization activity. Bases 8 to 982 code for a protein of 324 amino acids. The record is from RefSeq and is a predicted model, not a curated record. NCBI's taxonomy places the organism in Eukaryota, Metazoa, Chordata, Actinopteri, Perciformes, Anoplopomatidae. The transcript has 2 exons.
UUUAAAUAUGAAGGACGUCAUGGAUGUUGCGAUGAAGAUCGCUUGCUCUGUUCGGGCCAGGAGUUUACAGAGGCGUUUAUUCCGUGCCCAGCUGGAGGAGGCAGGUGCAGACCACACAGAUCUGCUGCUGCACACCGACGUCAGGUGGCUGAGCCGUGGCAGAUUCCUCGAAAGAUUUUUGGAACUUUUGCCCGAAAUUAAAGAGUUCCUGAAACACUCAACAACCCAUGCUGUUGCUUAUUCCCAGCUGGAUGACGGUCAGUGGCUCACUGAUUUGGCCUUUCUCACCGAUGUCACCAAUAAGAUCAAUGACUUGAAUCUCGAGCUGCAGGGGAAAGGAAAGCACAUCGCCAACAUGAUCAGUUCAGUGAACGCAUUUAAAACAAAGUUACGCCUGCUGUUAAGCAGGUUGCAGCGGUGUGACCUGAGGAGUUUUCCACACAUGGAGGCAGAGCUCCGCCGCCAGGGCAAGGAAAGUGUGGAGCUGUCAGAUGCUUAUGCGCAACAAAUUCAAAGCAUUCUAUCGGAGUUUGAGCGCCGGUUUGCGGACUUUGCUUCCAUUGAGCCCGUUGCCCAGUUCCUAUGCUUUCCAUUUGCAAAUGUUGAUGUUGAUUGCAUUGCCCCCCAAAUAGCCACGCUCUUCAGCCUGGACGGCAGUGCUGUGGAGAACGAAAUUCUUACUCUCACAAAUGACAUUGAGCUAAAAGCAAGAGCAACACCUGGCAUAAGUGGCGAAUUUUGGAACCUGUUGCUGGAAGAGAAGUAUCCAAGCCUCAGACAAUGUGCACUGAAUAUGUCUUCCCUUUUUGGAUCAACAUAUUUGUGUGAGUCUGCCUUUUCUCACAUGAAAAUCAUCAAGUCGAAGUACAGAACGACAUUGACUGAUGACCACCUUGCGGCCUGCCUAAGGCUGGCGCUCAGCUCCUACCGCCCGGAUUAUGAGAAGCUUGCUGACUCCUCCCAGUGCCAGAAGUCUCACUAAGUUGAAUUUGAAUCCAUCUGCCGGUUUCUCUGCCAGUGCCAAUGCCCCGUUAAGCAUUCUGAAAUACUGGACUUCCCUUCUCCUCCUGCCUGCUAUGAAGUUAUCUCUACUUUUGUGUGUGUGU